AAAAACAUCCUGCCAAGCAGUGCCAAAACCAGCUGAUAUGGAAACUGGGUGUGAUUAUGAUGCGUUUGCUUCGCAUAGAGUGUUCACUAAUUUUUCUUCGAUUUGUUGACUGAAAAUUAUCUAUAUUUCCCGUGUUCGCGGUGUUAGAUUGUGUCAAAAGUGAUGAUAUUCACGGAAGUGUUAAAGUCUUGUUGGCUAACAACACUCAUCGGUUCGAUUUUACUCACAGCCGGGGCAUGUGUCCUGUUUUGGAAUGAGUCACGGGCCAUAAACACAACCCUUUCUUUGGAUGAGGCGUUCAAUGAUGCCUUCACGGUUAGCGCCGAACAAUUGUACGACAAAUCGGUCGAAGGAAAACUGAUUCAUCUCAAUGGUCCUAUUGUGACGGGAGAACCACUCACUGAGCCAGACUAUAACAUUCAGGUACAGGCGGUGAAAUUGAAACGGCGUGUUCAAAUGUACCAAUGGAUAGAGGAACACGUGGAGAAUAAUUACGGUGAAUCAGUGGCAUCUGUUCACACAGAGGAUCGAACAUAUUAUUACACUACGGACUGGAGGGACGAGUUGGUCGAUUCGCGAAGUUUCUACAUUCGCAGUGGUCAUCAUAAUCCCACCAGCUUUCCGCUGGAGUCAAUGGUAUACGUUUCAGAGCGUGUCCAUAUAGGACAGUACGAGCUAGGUGAUGCAUUGAAGGAGCGAUUCAAAACCUUCGUCGAAAUCACGUCCGAUACUCGACCCGAAGACCCAACUGUUAAGUUGCAUUCCGGUCUGUAUUAUCACUGCAAUGAUAUAUGGAACCCGGAAAUUGGAGACGUUCGAAUUCAGUUCGCUUAUGCUGGAUUGGAAGGUUCAAUGUAUACUGUAGUGGGAAAAUUGGAAAGUGGAAAAAUCGUUCCCUACGAGUCUUCUCGCUCCAAGAAGGUGCUUCUAAUAUAUCCCGGUGAACUAUCGCUCCACGACGUCUUCAAAUUGGAACAUCAUGCAAAACGUAUGCUGACCUGGGGAUGGCGUUUAAUCGGCUGGAUCAUGCUGUUCCUGUCGGCCACUUGCUCCUCUGCUGUGUUGCAGUAUAUAACAUCACAAAGCCGCAUGUUGCGCCAGUUUGUACCCGAUCCUACCUUCCCGGUGUCGACGAAUCUUAUGAUGUCUUUCUCGUUGGCGUUGGCCAUUAUCUCGUUCGCGUGGAUCAUUCAUCGGCCUAUGCUCGGAGGUGGAAUACUGGUCGCUGCGGUUUCUCCGUUUUUGUACUGCGCUCGAAGUUUGUUUAAUAACUACCAACGAAUGGACUGAUCUGAUUAUUCAUUUUUGUGAUUUGUAAAACUAGUUUCUGGUAGAAUUAUUGAUUUUUUGUAAAUCACUGUUUACGGUGUGUAAUUUUUA
Toxorhynchites rutilus septentrionalis is the source of this 1380-nucleotide messenger RNA. RefSeq names its product transmembrane protein 43 homolog (gene Tmem43). The transcript is spliced from 4 exons. The record is from RefSeq and is a predicted model, not a curated record. Gene Ontology annotation, cellular component: nuclear inner membrane. NCBI's taxonomy places the organism in Eukaryota, Metazoa, Arthropoda, Insecta, Diptera, Culicidae. Gene Ontology annotation, biological process: nuclear membrane organization. Bases 163 to 1290 code for a protein of 375 amino acids.